CAAGUGGGCUCCCUGCCUGAGCCCAGCACUGCCGGCCCUGGCAGCCGAUCAGACGUGCUAGGCCCCCAUGGGAGCCAGCUUGGCUGGACAGGCAGGGGCUGCUGGGCCGCACAGGACACCUGGGGGCCUGCCAGGGGCAGGUGCAGGCUCCACUUGGCACAUCUACUGGAGAGUUCUUGUGCGGUGCCGGGCCUGCUGGGGAUGGGCUUCAUCUGGGGGCACCAAGAAGAGCCCGGAAAAGAGCGGAAGGUGGGGCCAGCUCCAAUGUGUUCUCCAUGUUUGAUCAGUCCCAGAUCCAGGAGUUCAAAGAGGUUGGCUUUCACCAUCAUGGACCAGAACCGGGAUGGCUUCAUCGACAAGGAGGACCUAAGGGACACCUUUGCUGCCCUGGGCCGAAUCAACGUGAAGAACGAGGAGCUGGACAUCAUGGUGAAGGAGGCCCCUGGGCCCAUCAACUUCACUGUUUUCCUGACCAUGUUUGGGGAGAAGCUGAAAGGUACAGACCCAGAGGAGACUAUUCUCCAUGCCUUCAAGGUGUUCGACACGGAAGGGAAAGGCUUCAUCAAAGCUGAUUUCAUUAAAGAGAAGCUCAUGACUCAGGCAGACCGGUUCAGUGAGGAGGAGAUCAAGCAGAUGUUUGCGGCUUUCCCACCAGAUGUGUGUGGCAACCUGGACUACAGGAACCUGUGCUAUGUCAUCACGCAUGGUGAAGAGAAGGACUAGGAGACCAAGGACCUCCCCCACAUCACAGGCAGCAAACCUUGGGAGUGGGGGUGACUGCCAGGGAGCCCCUGCAGCCAGUGUGUGCAAAGAAAAGGCUCCCCUUGCCCCAUGGGUUGGGGGCUAAGCAAGAAUAAAUAAUGCUAACAAGG
Manis pentadactyla (Chinese pangolin) is the source of this 872-nucleotide messenger RNA. RefSeq names its product myosin light chain 10 (gene MYL10). Lineage: Eukaryota; Metazoa; Chordata; Mammalia; Pholidota; Manidae. The coding region runs from base 202 to 723 and encodes 173 amino acids. Gene Ontology annotation, molecular function: calcium ion binding. The transcript is spliced from 7 exons. Gene Ontology annotation, cellular component: cytoplasm; mitochondrion. The record is from RefSeq and is a predicted model, not a curated record.